UUAACAUAGACGUGAAAUUUAAAAUAGGAAGAAAAACAUAAUAUAAACUAGAAAAACCAACCAGCUUAAGUAUAAACAUGUGAAACUUAGUUACAUCAACGAAUAAACUAUUAAUAAACAAAACAAACGUAAUAUAAAAUUUAUAACGAUAACAAGAUACACAUUAAACUAUGCGUUCGCACAGGCUGAGACACAAACACAUUAUUAUUUUAAAAUCUUCAACAAAUAGAUCACAGUUCUCUUCUGAAAUUGAGACGGAGUUACGCGUUGCGUAUAGUUUUAUCUCGCUUCCAUGAUGGUCUAAUGAUGUUGACGUUGCAGGUGAAAUGAACGUGCUCUACCUCUUCAUGAGGUAUAGAUUCAACUGGGAUGAGGUGCAGUUCAGUAUGUUCUGCACGUAUAGUAUCAUCACCAAUUUAGUAGGAACUCUGUUUUCGAUCAGCAUCUUCAGUGACUUCAUGAAGUUAGACGAUACCGUUGUGGGAAUCAUCUCCUGCACCAGCAAGAUCCUCGCAUCCUUCAUCUUUGCCUUCGCCUCCACUACCACUGAGAUUUACAUCGCACCUUUGGUUGAAAUUUUCAACGGGACAUCAUUCAUAGCGAUGCGUUCUAUCGCCUCAAAACUGGUGACAAGUGAAGAAUUGGGUAAGGUGAACUCCUUAUUCGGUCUGGCUGAGGCCAUGAUGCCGCUGGUGUACGGGCCGCUGUACUCCCGAGUGUACAUGGCGACGCUGACCGUGCUGCCGGGUGCCGUGUUCCUGCUCGGAGCCGCCAUGACGGUUCCUGCUGUGGCUAUAUUUGGAUGGAUGUAUUUCGAACAAAGAGAGGACACCAAGCAAGUCGAGGAGAUGGAGAACGUGAAUAAGGACGUUUAGUUCCUACCGUUAGUGACUAGUGACUCAAAGCAUUUAUAUAAGUGAAAGUGUUAUUGGACUUUAUACAUACAGUGUGUUUUGAUUAAGUGUGAUUGUUCUAUUAAAAAUCCUGUCGAGUUU
Trichoplusia ni (cabbage looper) is the source of this 995-nucleotide messenger RNA. RefSeq lists its product as uncharacterized. The record is from RefSeq and is a predicted model, not a curated record. Gene Ontology annotation, cellular component: membrane. The transcript has 5 exons. Gene Ontology annotation, molecular function: transmembrane transporter activity. Bases 327 to 875 code for a protein of 182 amino acids. NCBI's taxonomy places the organism in Eukaryota, Metazoa, Arthropoda, Insecta, Lepidoptera, Noctuidae. Gene Ontology annotation, biological process: transmembrane transport.